Zasmidium cellare ATCC 36951 is the source of this 243-nucleotide messenger RNA. RefSeq lists its product as uncharacterized. The transcript is spliced from 3 exons. Bases 1 to 243 code for a protein of 80 amino acids. The record is from RefSeq and is a predicted model, not a curated record. Lineage: Eukaryota; Fungi; Ascomycota; Dothideomycetes; Mycosphaerellales; Mycosphaerellaceae.
AUGCCUCUCGUCGUUCCAGGUCUUCAGUCGAACAGCGGCGACCAGACCCAGCAAUGGUUCCAGAAGCUCGCAGGCAAGAAGAUUGGCGAGAAGCACGAUGAGAACACCUUCGCCAAGGGCGACCUUCCUCAAGAGCACCGCGUCCUCAAGGGCGACUCGAUGAUGACCAUGGACCACAAGCCAGACCGUCUCAACAUCCACACCGGGGAGGACGGCACCGUGACCAAGGUCACUCAUGGCUGA